Molecule: messenger RNA, 2368 nt
Organism: Corvus hawaiiensis (hawaiian crow)
Lineage: Eukaryota; Metazoa; Chordata; Aves; Passeriformes; Corvidae
Gene: SDSL
Product: serine dehydratase like
Exons: 9
Coding region: 1290-2273 (327 amino acids)
Biological process (GO): L-threonine catabolic process; L-serine catabolic process
Molecular function (GO): pyridoxal phosphate binding; L-serine ammonia-lyase activity; threonine deaminase activity
Source: RefSeq, a predicted model, not a curated record
GCUAUUGGGGUGCUGGCACCACAGAGGCUGGGCUGGGUGCCCUGGGGGAGGUGGGGUGUCCAUACCCCACUGUGCUGGGAUGGGUUGCAGGUAAGGUGGGAGUGGCAGAGCCCAUGUCCCCUGGUGUCUCCAUGGUGUGUGGGUUACUGUGGAAGAGGGGGCUGCUUUUAGGGUCCACGUGCCUCAGCUUCCCCAGACAGAUCACCACCACUGGGUGAGGGAGCAGCAAGGAGGAACGGGGCAUGCUGGAAAUGCUACAGUGUUGCUGAUUCCCUUUUUUUAUUUCCUUAAAAGUGGAAAAAUAAGCAGAAUGUUGUUAAAUAUCAUCCCAGCUGCUGCCACAGUGUCACCCAGUGACCCUGGCUGAGGGAAGCGACCAGGUGACAGCCUGGCAUGCCUUCCUCAGGGCAGGGAUGGAGCCAAAGGGGAGCAGAAGAGGGACAGGGAGGUGGGUGCAGGGUGGAAAGGGACCCUGGAGCACUCCAGGGCUGAGCUGAAAUGUGGUGUCCUCCCCAAGGGCGUCUCCAGCCUCAUCCCUGUGAGCUGGGGGAGGUUCUUGCAUCUCUUUCUUAGCUCCUGCCACCGUCCCAUCCUCUCUCUGCCUACUGUGGGGUGGGGGGGGGGGGGGGGGUGGGGGGGGUGGGGGUUGCUCCAAAGGCCCCCAGAGGGACUGGAGCUGUGCCCCCCCGGUACCCCCAUUCAAGAGCUCCUCCUCAUUCCCACCUUUCCAGUCCCCUGUGUCCCAAAAGCAGCGUGACUCUGUGCAGAGGUGCUGUGCUCUGUGCUGUUCACCCGGGAGCCCAGUGAUGAUGUGGGAAGCAGUGAUGUUUUGUUGCCACCAAACACCAGCUUCGUCUGCUCCAGAGCUCUGCCCCUGCUCGGUGCCUGUCAGCAGUGGUGCUCUGGGGAAUUUUGCAACACAGUUUGAGUCAGGGGACCGAAAUCCCGUAUUCUGGUUUCACUGCUGUCUGCCUGGCCCUGGGCCAGAACUGGGCACAGUGUGGGGCUCUCAGUGCACCCAGUUUGGAGUGUUUGGUUCCAGUGCAGUGUCCCCCCUUCGGGACUCCUUGUGCCCUCUGCUUCCAGGCUGCUCCCACUUGGCCAGAGGAACAGAGGAACCUUCUGCAGCUGCGGGGCUGUGAGCCAGGGCUGGGCCUUCUUCCAAAUCCCACCUUCUUCCUCCUUGCCUGCUGUGGAUGGAGCCAGCCCCUCAGAGCAGAGACUCGGCGGUGGGUGAGGACACUCAGUGAGGUCCCACGGGACACCAGCAGAGCAUCCGUUGUCAGGCCAUGGCAGCCCAGCCAGUCGGGGGCCAGAAGCCCUUUCACGUCGUCUCGCCCGUUCUGGAGAGCCUGCCCCUCUCCAAGGCCGUGGGCACCAAGGUCUUCAUGAAGCUGGAAAACGUCCAGCCCUCGGGCUCCUUCAAGAUCCGGGGCAUCGGGCACCUCUGCCAGGAUGCUGCCAGGAAGGGCUGCCGCCACUUCGUCUGCUCCUCAGGGGGAAACGCGGGGCUGGCAGCAGCGUACGCAGCCAGGAAGCUGGGGCUGCCCAUCACCGUGGUGGUCCCCAGCAGCAGCGGCCCCACCCCCGUGUGCAAACUGGAGGAACUGGGGGCGACAGUCGAGGUCUACGGCAAGGUGUGGGAUGAUGCCAACAGGAGAGCCCAGGAGCUGGUUAAGACAGAGGGCUGGGUCAGCAUCCACCCCUUCGACCACCCCUUGGUGUGGGAGGGUCACGCCAGCCUGGUCCGGGAGCUGAAGGACUCUCUGGAGGCCAAACCAGGUGCCAUCGUGAUGGCGGUGGGCGGCGGGGGGCUGCUGGCCGGUGUCGUGGCCGGCCUGCACCAGGUGGGCUGGCAGGAUGUUCCCAUCAUCGCCGCUGAGACCCAGGGAGCUCACAGCUUCCACGAGGCGCUCAAAGCCGGCCGCCUCGUCACCCUGCCCGACAUCACCAGCGUGGCCAAGUGCCUGGGAGCCAAGACGGUGUCGGCGCGGGCGCUGGAGUGUGCCCAAGAGUGCCAGGUGAUCUCGCAGGUGGUGCAGGACACGGAGGCCGUGCGGGCUGUGGAGCAGUUCCUGGACGACGAGCGGAUGCUGGUGCAGCCAGCGUGCGGGGCCGCCCUGGCCGUGCUCUACUCGGGGCGGCUGCAGCGGCUGCAGAGCGAGGGGCGGCUGCGGACCCCGCUGGCUUCCGUGGUGGUCGUGGUGUGCGGCGGCAGCAACAUCCACUCGGCCCAGCUGCGGGCCCUGAAGAGCCAGCUGGGGAUGGAGUGAUGCCCGCCCCGGGUAGGGCAGGUGACAGAGCCUGGCUGGCACACUCUGCUUGCUUUCCUUCCAAAAUAACCAAAAUAAAGCCCGGGGCACGCGGG